Lodderomyces theae is the source of this 4392-nucleotide messenger RNA. RefSeq names its product anaphase promoting complex subunit 1 (gene APC1). The coding region runs from base 1 to 4392 and encodes 1463 amino acids. Gene Ontology annotation, molecular function: molecular adaptor activity. The record is from RefSeq and is a predicted model, not a curated record. Gene Ontology annotation, cellular component: anaphase-promoting complex. Gene Ontology annotation, biological process: protein K11-linked ubiquitination; metaphase/anaphase transition of mitotic cell cycle; anaphase-promoting complex-dependent catabolic process. Lineage: Eukaryota; Fungi; Ascomycota; Pichiomycetes; Serinales; Debaryomycetaceae. The transcript has a single exon.
AUGACUAAUGUCCAACAGCUGCUCACUACUCCAGUUAUUGAUUAUCAAGAUGAGUUAGAGCUCCCAAUUGAUUGCGAAAAUGUUGUGCUUUGUGAUAACAAUGUGUUGUUGGUUAUCAAAGGUAACACUGUGACCGUUUACAAUGGUCUUUUGAUCAAUAGAGUCUUGAAGUUUGAAGACAACAUUGUAAAAGCAUGUGUUACCACUUUUUUGAUACAAGAUGUGCCUACCCAGAUAAUGGCCAUCUGCUUCAGAAAAUACAUCAACUUCUACUAUCCAAGUGGGAAAGUAUUCACUUUACAUUUACCAUUUGAUGUUGCAUUGGUCAAGGAAUAUGAAAGGGGCUUGGUUUUGCAAACCAAAACAGAACUCUACUUGAUAAACAAGAAUCUCGACUUGAAGUUUGUUGAUACAGAUACAAAUAGCUCCUUUUCUAGUCAUGAAUACGUCACCACUUUCAACCAACGAGAUAAUGGGAUUUCAUUAUGUACCACAUUCAUUAACGGGGAAAUUAACGUUUACCAAGUGAAAAACUCAAAUCGAAACUUCAAACUGAACACCAAGUCUUCAAGCAAACAGCAGAAGAAGAAGUAUUACUCGAUGUCGGCAUCCUCUAGCAAGUACACUGAGCCAAAGCUCAGCCAAAUUUUCAUUCUGGAGAAUAGGACAAGUACAUUGUUGUCUAACGCAAGGGUCCUCAAUGCUGAACAACCCCCUCUGUCAAGUAUGCGUAAAGAUGUCAUAUUGUCAAAAAUUGACAGCAUAGAAAGCAAACUCAAUAGAAACCAUGUCAAAUUAUUCAGUAUACGCUUUGAAAAUCAAGAAGGAAUUGUGGUGGUCAACAAAUUGAAACAAGAGCUACACGUGCACCGCUACAACUCGUAUUCAAAAAGUCUGUCUAGUUACAAGUGUCUGUGUCUUGAUUGCAUCCCAUUGAAUUCCAAUUUCGAAGGCAAUUUGAUAGUCUUGACUGAUGAUGGCUUAUUCAUUGUAAAUCCGUUCCUAGAGCUACGUACUGGAUGUAACACAAACCUACCGGCUUAUAUGCUUCUAAGCUCAUUUAAUGGGAGAGUUGCGCUUCGACUCAAAAAUGAUUCUGUUCGAUUAGUGAAGGUGAUAUUAGAGCCAGUAUCCGACUUGGUCCUGUCGUGUUUGAGAUGCUUCAAAUACUUGUCAGGGUCAACCGUUGACCAAAUAUUUUGGCUGUUAUGGCGAACGGCCUACAACAACUGUGGGUCAGAAUGGGACGCAUUGGUUAUAGCCUUGUUGUCAUUAUCCGUCCCAUUUCCGGGCGAUUUUCAAUUCACAGUCAAUGAAAUCACAAAUCUUUUGCCACAAGCCAAAGCCCUUCGCGAAAGUGCACUUGUUAACUAUAGUUUGCAGGACUUGAUACCGUACAUUGUUGUGUCUUUGCAUUUGCUUCGAGAAGAAUACAAAUUGGAUGUUACUAAAGGGAGCUACUUGAAACGGCUAGGCAAUUUGUUGAGCCAGUUGACCAUUUGGAUGGGCUGGCCAGAUGAGUGGGUUAAUUACUACAAUACCACGUGCAACCUAGAUAAAUCAAUCAAAUUUCUCCUGCUACAAAUCAUUCAAUCGCCACCAAAUCUAUUCCAUUCAUUGGCUAGUUUAUUUACUAAUAACAUUGUGCCAUAUCUAUCGUUUUCGCAACUAGUUGAAGAAAGCGACUCCAUCGAUGCAAUUGUAACCCCGGUGACAAAUGUGGUUUUAAAGCUUUUUGAGGUUCUCGUGUCUUCACAAUAUGGGCCAGCUCAUUUGGUUGAUAUGAUGAGCGAUCUAGACGUGACUUCUCUCGAAACAUUUCCAUUCGGAGUUGCUAUACCCUUAAAAGAAGCAUUGCUGGUUUCUCAAGAACAGCCCACAUUUGAAUGGACAUCGGACUCAUUAUCAUUAACCGGACGUGAGGAUUUGAAAAAACUCUUGUCUAACGAUCUAUAUUGCGACUCCGUUGUUGAAAAAACUGCUUGUAAUGAUAUCGAAUCAUUAAUAAAAAAUCUCACUUCCAGUGAAAUUGUAUCAUCGUGGGAUGAUCAAUCAGAAGCGAAACGCAUGGGCAUUACUAAAUUAAUAUUUGAUCAAGAUCGCAGAUACUUUGAGAUCACGACUUUAUUACAUCAAACAAAAAUGCAAACAGCGUUUUUGAAAACUGAUGAGUCAGUUAGUGAAUAUGAUCUUCUUUUGCUUCAAAGAAAGUUGGCAGGUGUGGUAGCUAUAAGAACUUUGACUAUACCUAUGGGACGCGCAGCGUUGAAUUAUGGUGGACGCAAACCCUUGCUAACAGAAAAAUAUCCAAUUCCGAAAUUCAAUUUAAACACCUUGAUUUCGCCAACAAUGACAACCAUUAUUCCUUCUGAAGAUAGCAUAUCUCAAGACUUAUUGGAAUGGGGACAUUUCCACAAUGGUGUCUCUUCAAGCUUAAGUAUUGCCAAGGAUUCAAAGGGGAUCUCAGGAAGCUGGAUGAUAUUCAACAAGCCACCCGAUUUAAACUCACAGCAUGCAGGAUUUUUAUAUGGACUAGGGUUGAAUGGUCAUUUGAAGAAGCUUGAGGAAUGGCAUAUUUACAAUUAUUUAGGUCCAAAGCAUCCAUUAACGAGCGUGGGGUUGCUAAUUGGGAUGGCGGCUAGUCUACGUGGCACUAUGGACAACAAAUUGACGAAAGUAUUGUCUGUUCAUGCAGUUGCAUUGUUGCCGCAAGGGGCAAAUGAUUUGAAUGUACCCGUUACGGUUCAAACGGCGGGAUUGAUCGGUAUCGGAUUGCUUUACUUGCAAACACAGCAUCGUAGAAUGAGCGAAAUUUUACUUUCUCAAAUUACCGGUUGUGUUUUCCAAAAUGAUCUGGAACAAAUUCAUGAGGGAUAUAGAUUGGCUUCAGGGUUGGCAUUGGGGUUUGUGAAUUUAGGUAAAGGUGAUGAUUUAAAGGGUCUCAAUGAUACUCAUGUUGUUGACAAAUUAAUGGCAGUUGCAACGUUUGUGAAGCACGAUCAACCAAGAUUGGAAUUGGACAAGUCGUGCUGUGGAGCUAUCGUUGCGUUGUGUUUGAUUUACCUCAAGACUGAAAAUUCAAAUGUUGCUGACAAGUUGGCUAUUCCCGAAUCCGAACAGUUGUUGGAUUAUAUAAGACCUGAUUUAUUGUUUCUUCGUUGUAUGGCAACAAAUUUGAUAACUUGGAGUAAAAUAAGGUCGUCGCGUGAUUGGGUGGAAUCACAAAUACCCAAAGUCGUACUUGACGAGUUCAACAAGACGAAUGGAUUCAAUAGAUUGGACAGCGAUGGUCUUAUUUUCUUCAACAUCUUGGGAGGCUCUUGUUUGGCAAUGGCAUUGAGAUAUGCUUCAUCCUCCAACAUAGAAGCAAGGGAUACUAUUUUGUAUUACCUUGACAAGAUGAUGUUAUUAACGAGUAAGUCUGCAAACAAUUAUGAUGAGAAACUUGCAUACAAUGCUGCUAUAAAUGUUCAAAACAUGUUGGCCCUAUGUGCGUCUUUAAUCAUGGCUGCAACUGGCGAUUUAAAAGUUUUCCAACGAUUGCGUGUAUUGCAUAAUGACACUAGUAAGUCUAUGGGAUAUGGCGGGUAUAUGGCUAUAAAUACUGCUUUGGGGUUCUUAUUUCUUGGUGGUGGACAAAUGGCAUUUGAUGAUUCGUUGUUUGGCAUUGCCAGUUUGGUCACUAGUUUGUAUCCCGUAUUUCCCAAGGAAAAUAGUGAAUGUGAAGUUCAUUUACAAGCCUUGAGACAUUUCUGGGCCUUGGCUAUUGUAUCACGAUGUUUGGUGGUUAAGGAGGUGCUGACAAAUGAACCUUGUAAGAUUCCCAUUACAAUAACAAUGAAAGAUGGUCAAGUGAUUGAGAAAUUGUCUCCUUGCUUGCUUCCCAAGAUUGGCGAUAUACAGACAAUCUGUACAAAUUCGAUUGAUUAUUUUCAAGUUGUAAUUGAUUGUCAAUUGAAGUCAGAAAUCUUGGAGAAUUUUGAGCAGUCGUUGACAAUUUAUGUUUACAAGAAGCAAAACUAUCAAUUGUUGCGACCAAACAUUCGGUCAAUGUUGCAAAACAAAAGUCGGAACAUUGAUAUUGAGUCUCAGCUGGUGAUCAAUGGAGCGUUGUUUGAACCAGUUGAUUUAAACAGUAAAGAAAUCUGGGUAAAUGAAUUUGAGUCCAAAAAGAAGGUUUCUUACUCUGGAUUAACAAUCUUCAACAUAAUUGAUGAUAAAUUGAAGAUGAUUCAGAGUGUUGAGUCGCCAGAAUCUAUUGAAGAUAUUUGGAAUUUGAGGUUGUUGUUUGAAUAUGCCAAUACUCGUAUCCAAAAUGACGACCUUCACUAUGUUCCGUUACAAUUUAUUAACCAGUUGAAGCAAAAGUUGUGGAACAAGGUAGGAUCGUGA